This is a messenger RNA of Colletotrichum lupini, 165 nucleotides long. RefSeq lists its product as uncharacterized. Bases 1 to 165 code for a protein of 54 amino acids. The transcript is spliced from 2 exons. NCBI's taxonomy places the organism in Eukaryota, Fungi, Ascomycota, Sordariomycetes, Glomerellales, Glomerellaceae. The record is from RefSeq and is a predicted model, not a curated record.
AUGAAGUCUCCGAUGCCUGCCAUCGCCCGCGUUCUCGCCCUCUUCAGGGCUCCUGAGUACCUACCAAUUUGCUACCAUAUUGGUUUAGCACCAACACUCGCGUGCCUCCUCCCAGCCGCCCAGCCCAGCAAAGUCACCAAAGGCGGGACUGGCGUGGCUGUAUGA